This is a messenger RNA of Trichomonas vaginalis G3, 1371 nucleotides long. RefSeq names its product STKc ROCK NDR like domain-containing protein. The transcript has a single exon. Gene Ontology annotation, molecular function: protein serine/threonine kinase activity; ATP binding. NCBI's taxonomy places the organism in Eukaryota, Parabasalia, Trichomonadida, Trichomonadidae. Bases 1 to 1371 code for a protein of 456 amino acids. Gene Ontology annotation, biological process: peptidyl-serine phosphorylation; intracellular signal transduction. The record is from RefSeq and is a predicted model, not a curated record.
AUGAGCGUAAUUCGUAGAGCUGGCAGAAGCAAUAUUAACACCGCGUUAGCUGUUAGUUUCUUCGAACCAUCACGUGAAACUGUUUUAAAGGCUGAAGCAUCAAAGAGAUACUUAGAAAACUUAUGGACUCAAAGAGCAAGACAAUUAGAAGAAAGAAAAGAAGACAUUUCUACCUUAAAUCGUGCCCUCGACAGUAUCAAUGCAACAGAAGAAGAAAAACAACAAUUAUUACAAGAAUUUCAUCAAGAAGGUUCACAAUUUACAAGAUUACAACGUCAAAGACUUCGCCCAGAGAAUUUCAACUACAUCAAACUUAUCGGUCGCGGUGGUUUUGCAGAUGUCUGGUUAGUUACAGACAAGAAUGCCCAAAUCUAUGCUUUGAAGAUCAUCAGAAAGGCAGACGUUAUUCUAAACGACCAAGUACAAUCAGUUAUCAAUGAGCGCAACAUUCUUUCAGUUGCUAACAAUAAUUGGAUUGUUAACCUUCAUUCAUCUUUCCAAGACAACGAUCAUUUAUAUCUCCUUUUAGAUUUCGUACAAGGUGGUGACUUAAUGAAUGCGUUAGUUAAGAUCAACACAUUCCCAUACCCUGUUGCAAGAUUUUUUGCCGGAGAAAUCGUUUUAGCUCUUCACUACAUCCACCAACUUGGCUAUGUUCAUUCAGAUGUCAAGCCGGACAACAUUCUGAUCAAUUCUGAUGGCCACAUCAAAUUGACAGAUUUUGGCAUCGCAUCUUCCUACAACAAAGUCGAUAACGAUUACAACAAUCUCCUUAUUAACUCACAGGACCUCUUAAUCGACUCUUCAUCGAUUGUUUCUACCGCAAAUAACAGACAUCACAGACAAAGGAGUUCAAUUGUCGGAACAAUCGAUUACGUUGCUCCAGAAGUCAUAUUAGGAGAAGCUCCUUCCGUUGAAAGCGAUUGGUGGUCGUUCGGUGUCAUUCUUUACGAAUUUCUUUACGGAUUUACACCUUUUGCAAGCGAGUCCAAGCAAGAAACCGCGUUAAGAAUUGUUCACUGGAGGAAGUCACUGAGAAUCCCAGCUUCACAGAGAGUUCCAACUGUCGCAUUAGACUUGAUCAGAAAAUUACUUUGCGACAAAGAACAGAGAAUCGGAUUUGACGAAAUCAUCGCUCAUCCUUUCUUCAAAGGCUUUGAUUUCAACAACUACCAGGCGAAUAAACCACCAAUGAGGCCACAAGUCACAGAUCCACUCGACACACAGCAUUUCGAUGAAUUUACAGUUGUCCCAGAAGAAUUGAGAGCAGCUUCCUGCCUCUCAAAGCUUGCUUCUUUCGCUUUCCUCGGAUUUUCAUUCAAGGCAAAGCCACAGUCAGCAGUUCUCGCAAAGGUAUGCAACCAUUGCUAA